AUGUCAUCCGAGAACGAUUUCGAAUAUCCUUGGGAGAUUAAAAGCGAGGUAGAGCGACUCCAGAAGCAAUAUGCUUGGGUUCAAAGAUGCAUCGACAACAAGAUUAUCUUCGCACCUGUGCCGUUAGACCAAGAAGGACUCAGAGUUCUUGACGUCGGAUGUGCUGAUGGAACCCUACUUCGGGACUUGAAGAAGCAAGUAUCUCCAUCUGCACAACUUGUUGGAGUAGAUGUCGUCGAAGCAUUUCUCCCACCUUCCAAGGAAGGUUUGAGAUAUGAGGCUUAUGAUCUUUGCGAGCCACCUCGACAAGAGUUCACUGGAGCCUUUGAUGUGACGCAUGUUAGAUUUGUCAUUCCGGGUGCUUCCAAGGUGGGAUACCAGAAGGCAGUUGAACACCUCGCCUCCACACUUGCACCAGGAGGAUGGCUACAAGUCCAUGAGAUGGACCUUGACGUGCAAGAUAGGCCAAACGUAGGUCCAGCCUUGAAGGAUGUCUGCGCUCUGUUCUUGGGCGUGUUCAAAGCCAUGGGGAUGGUGCCCGAUCUUGUUAACAAACUUCCGGAGGCUUUUGAGACUGCAGGACUCCAUCAUGUCAGUACAGAAAAUGUUGAGUUGCCAAUGGGUAAGCUCUUGGGCGACGAGGAGGCUGCCGAAAUGUCGCUGCGGCCUUUUCUUCUUACUAUCCCUAGUUUGAUCCAGGGUGUAAAGGGCCUUGGAGCUGAUGUUCCCGAAUCCGUGUUUGACGGAUUGGCGGCUAGGUUUGAGAAGGAAGUCAGGGAGCAAGGAGCAGUUUUCUUUACCAAGGUCGUUAUUGGACGGAAGCCUGUAUAG
Fusarium pseudograminearum CS3096 is the source of this 831-nucleotide messenger RNA. RefSeq lists its product as uncharacterized. The record is from RefSeq and is a predicted model, not a curated record. Bases 1 to 831 code for a protein of 276 amino acids. NCBI's taxonomy places the organism in Eukaryota, Fungi, Ascomycota, Sordariomycetes, Hypocreales, Nectriaceae. The transcript has 4 exons.